GCGAUGAUUUUCAUGAUCAGUUACACGUUUGUCUGCAGAAGUUGAAGAAGUUUCGAUUCCCCCAAAGAUGUCGUUAAAGAAGGAAACUCCAUCAGACCAGCAACUUCAUUUGGCUGCUUUACAAGGAAACUUAGAACAACUAAAACGUGUACUAGACACCGGAAAAGUACAUGUAGACUGCAAAGACAAGGAAGGGACAUCUCCAUUAAUUUUGGCUGCUGCAAACAAUCAUCUAGACUGUGUAAAAGAACUUCUGAAACAAGGGGCUGACCCUUCAGCUCGCAGACUUACGGGAACCUGUGCAUUGUUCUUUGCUGCUCAAGGAGGAUUUCUAGACAUUGUACGUGUGUUGUUAGACAGCGGAGCCUCCCUAGAUCUAGCCAGCUAUGAUGGAGGGACACCUUUGUUUGUAGCCUGUCAGUGUAAUCACUUAGAUGUUGUGGAGGAACUACUCAGUAGAGGGGCGGAUCUCCAUGCUCAAAUGAUUGAUGGGGCCACACCUCUCUUUAUCACUGCACAAAAUGGCCAUUUACACCUGUUAAAAUACCUGAUAACUCGAGGGGCUGAUGUCAAUGUUAAACGACAGGAUCAGGCUACACCCUUGUGGAUAGCUUCACAAAUGGGACACACCUCCAUUGUUAAAGAGCUCUUAUCCUCUGGUGCUGAAGUAGAUGCUGUCAGAGAGGAUGGUGCAACCCCCCUUUUCAAGGCAUGCCAUAAGGGCCAUUUAGAUGUUGCUGAGCAACUCCUUAAACACAAACCAAACUUGGGUUUACUAAAGAAUGGAGAGACACCACUUCAUGCUGCAGCCCUGUUUGGGCACAUGAAAGUGAUGAAAUUGCUCAUGUCUUAUGGUGUGGAUACAAGGCUCAAAAACAAGGAAGGUAAAACUGCUGCAGAACUUGCCCAAGAAGCAGGAUAUGACUACAUUGCCAAAUUUAUCAACAGUUUCCAAACCAGUCAGGACAGGAAAAGCCCCACCACCCCACCGCCAUCUUGAUGUGCCAAGCGAUAAUCUACAAACCCCACCUAGCAAAGCAAGCUUUCUGUUUGUCUGUGAUGAUUAUAAAGGUCCCAUGUCUACCAUCAGGUGUUUCAUAAUUACGCAAAUUUAUGUUGGAAUCGAAAAUUCUUACGAACUUUUUUUCAAUGUUUUUUUUGUUAACAAUUUUCAAAGAAAUGUUUACGCAGCUUCAUUCUUUUUUUUUUUUUGUUUAUCAGAAUAUCAGCAUUGUAAUUUUUAAAGGUCUAUUAAUUUUUGUAUAUGAAACUUUAUAUUUGCAGUUGUUUUUCUUUUUGACUGAUUUUGAUAUUAGUUACUUUUGUUCUUGUAACAUAAGCAUAUCUUUUAUAGAUGGUAGCUAGAGCAAAUUUGAAAAACUAACCAAGAGAUGUGAAGGUUAUUUACAGACAUUGUCAACACUUGUUAUCACAUGAAAUAAUCUUGCCCUUAUUUUCUUUAAGGUAGAUAGGUCAGUAUCAUUUCGUAGAAUAAAAUAAUAUGGUGCAGGCCACCAUAUCUAGUUUCCGCUGUGAUUUAAGUGUCGUUAAAUUGUGUUUGUAGGUGUUGAUUGGGUUAAUAUAUGUAAAGUGACUGGCUGUUUUCAUGAAUUUUUGCUAGUGAGUUUUUGUGUUUUGACCUUCAUUCAAAAAAGUAGCAAAAUACUUAAAGUAAUAAUAGGAAUGAAGUCACAGAAUUCUUGAAUAUUUUCAAAAAGAAUCCUGCUUAUGUUUGCAAUUUAAUUUUG
This is a messenger RNA of Saccostrea cuccullata (small rock oyster), 1748 nucleotides long. RefSeq names its product ankyrin repeat domain-containing protein 29-like. The record is from RefSeq and is a predicted model, not a curated record. Bases 68 to 1000 code for a protein of 310 amino acids. Gene Ontology annotation, molecular function: protein binding. Gene Ontology annotation, cellular component: nucleus; cytoplasm. Lineage: Eukaryota; Metazoa; Mollusca; Bivalvia; Ostreida; Ostreidae. The transcript is spliced from 9 exons.